Messenger RNA from Bombyx mori (domestic silkworm), 4024 nucleotides. Its product is annotated as dynein light chain Tctex-type protein 2B. The transcript is spliced from 5 exons. The record is from RefSeq and is a predicted model, not a curated record. Gene Ontology annotation, molecular function: dynein intermediate chain binding. Gene Ontology annotation, cellular component: cytoplasm; cytoplasmic dynein complex. NCBI's taxonomy places the organism in Eukaryota, Metazoa, Arthropoda, Insecta, Lepidoptera, Bombycidae. Gene Ontology annotation, biological process: microtubule-based movement. Bases 447 to 899 code for a protein of 150 amino acids.
GAGUUCACGCGGGCUGGCACUAGCACCCUGCCUGCUUCUGCGGUGAAGCAGUAAUGCAUUUCGGUUAGUCAGAAUAACCUUCGCCGCAAUGUUUGGUCACCUGUUUUCUUCCAAAAUAUUGUCUGUCUAUUUUUGUAUUUCUUUGCCUAUUUAUCUGCACAAAUGAAACAACACCUACCUACUAGGUACCUAUGUCAUAAGUGUAUAAUCUAUGACCUAUGUAAUAAAAACAUUAAAAACAACAACAGAAAAAAGCUCUUUAUUUUAAACACAUUCAUUCAAUAAACUUUAUUAACGAGUUACAUUUAUCUGGAUUUAAAUAUAGGAUUAUUAAAUAUUAAUUUUGGUUAAAUUUGUGCACAUUUACGGCAAAUUGAAUUAUAAUAACUAAAACAUUUUAUUUAGGUAGACAAAUUGUGAUUUAUUCAAGAAAUUAUUGAUGCAUCAUGGCCGAUGAGAAUGUUGUUGAAGAAGAGGCAGAAACACCUGCAGCUACAGAAAGUGAGUCAGCGAUAACCCCUACUGAAUUGGACAAACCAUUGGCUCCACCUAAAUAUGAAGUGCGCCCUUCUUUGGGCGAAAAAUUUCAGUCUCAAAAUGUUCGCGAGAUCAUCGUAACGACAAUGCAGGAACAGUUGAUGGGUAGAAAGUAUAGGUCGGACCAAGCGCCGCGAUGGACAGAGGAAAUCGCUAACAGAGUUCGACAAAGAGUUCAGGACUUGGAUAUGAAAAGGUACAAAAUUUUGGUACAGUGCAUCAUGAUAGAAAUGAAAGGCGCCGGGGUGAAAUGCGCCCAGCGCUGCAUGUGGGAUCCGGAAACGGAUGACUAUGUCGGCGAUUUAUUCAGAAAUGAAACUAUAUAUUGUUACACUGUUGCGUACGGCAUAUAUAUGUAUUAAAUGGAUUAAAAAAAAAAGAAAAUUAUAUUAUAUAUCGAGCGAUGAAUAGCUAUUUGGUUUUAGCGAAAUUUUUGCAACUUUACAGGAGAGCCAUUUAUGGAUAUAUUUAUAAUUUGGAAAAAAUAUUGAAAUUAUGAUAUAUUAUAUAUUAUGAUAUAUAUUAUUUGAACUAGAGGUCCCGCAGUAAUCGAAAUUCGACCAUAAUUAAUUGGAAUUGUAAGUUUGUACACUAUUAUGAUUGUAUUUUAUUCUUCUAUAUUCACAAAUUUCGCCAAGGCUACACUAUAAAAAAAAAUUAAUAAAGACAAACAAUAUUUAAUCUAUUCUCAAUUUGACAACAGACGUCAAGAACAAAAGUUUGACAAUAAAUAAAUAGUAUGCACGCGUGUGUGUGUCAAAUACAUGGUAUUUAGUGCGUGUAAUGUUUUCUUUAUUGAUUUAAUGUAUCUUUUAUGCAUUAUUCUAAAAAAAUAUUAGCAUUGUGCACUUCUUCUCUAUAUUCUCUAAAAGUGUGAAAAAUUUCAUACUCCUCCGUCCGCGCAAUUUUCGUAAAAAGGGAUACAAAGUUUUUGCUUCACGUAUUAAUAUAUAGAUAGAUGGAGUAAGCUUAAUUGAAGUUCAAUUUAAAAUAUCGAACUGUUGAUGCUAAUACCAAAGAAAACGGGUCUUUAAUUACAAAGAUAAAUGUCCUUUAAAUCACAUAGCCUUUCACUCCUCGAUAUAUUGAAGAAAUCACGAUAACUGACAAUUUAUCAUAGCUAAUAAACGCAGUUAUGUUUUGCUGUGCUUUUGUCUGAUAUUAAUAAUAUAUAAUGAUAUAUCUGUGUUUUAAUCGGAUAUGGUUUCAAUAAUUGUUUUGUCAAAAGCUUGAUUGUGUUUCUAAAAUAUAAGUAGCCUAAGCUAUUUUUCAUAACAUUGAGUUAUUUGCUAACAAAAGUACCGAUAAAAACGGACCAGCCGGAAUAAACAGACCAGACAAGAAGAGAUACUUAUUUUUAAAAGUACGGUUUAUGUUAUACCCGUUAUAUUGACAAUAAAAACAGACACUUUGAUUUUAUUUAUUUGUACACAUCAUGAAUUAUUCUAGUUCUGGUACAUACGUAGUUUUUAAUAUUUCACAGAUUUUGUAUGUUAUUUAUUAAUGUUUCUCUUUGGUACACAGAAUUAACUCCCUCAGUAUUUUUAGAUACAAUUUGUUUCGGAUGCGUUGCUUAGGUACAACUAACUAGUGAUUUGACUUGGUUAAAAAUUUCAAAAAGAUCCUAGCUAAGCGACGAUUAUGCAAACGAAAUAUUUAAAAAGUGAAAGGUAAAAAUAAACUGUAGGUUAAAAAAGAACACGUUAAUUUAUCGCGAUGAACGAAAUUAUGAAAGCAAAAUGUAAUAUAAAAAGAUAACACAAAAAGAUUGGGAAGUCCUGUAUUUAUAGGAUUUAGUAACCACUCAAUAUUAAGUGGGCUCUGAAUUCUUGACUAUCCCCAUUAAUGGUAGUUAAUAAAAAUACAACUAAACCUCAAAUAAGUUCGAAUAUUUUUUAUUGUGCCGUCACAGUUGCUCAAGGACUUCAACAAUGUCAGGGGCACAGUGAAAUCGGUGUCCAUGCUUAUUCAAGCAAAGGGCAUACGAAAAGAGUACUGUUGUCUAAUUUAAACUACUUUGAUGCUUUGAUUUAGUCCCAAAGACUUUGGCGGGAACGCGAGGAGUGAAGUGUGAUUUGUUUUAUUUUGUCUAUUUAGUGUUUCUUUAGUUUUAAAUGUGUAAAAACGGUGGUUUAUUAACUGUUUAAUAUCUGUGAAAGUGGACCAAGGUGGGAAAAUGGAAUAAAGCCGCUGGACGUAGCUUCUCGGGAUCCUCAAAAAAGUCCACUGAAGAAAUCUCAGUAAAUGUCCACCAUUUUACUGAGAUUAUAUUUCAUCCCAUAUCAUCUCAUUUCAUUUAAUUUCAUCCCAGUUGAUAAUGUCUCAAAUUAAUCAUUUUCAUUUCAUUUCAUAUUAUCAUUUUUCAUACAAAUGAGAAUAUAAAUUAAAAUAAGACUCGACCUAAAGGUCAUAGUUACCAGGUCAUAGAAUCCCUUAAAAUAAUUAGUAUCAAAAAAACAGUAAAGCAUUCAAAAUUAUGGAGGGUAGAACUAAUUCUAUCCUCCAUAUUCGAAACGUCGGAAAUAAUACAAUGACAAUAAAAACGCGGGAGAUUAAAACGUAAAAGUAUCUUUAAUUAUGUCCACGACCCGCCAAAGCCGGAGUAAAUACAUACUGUAUCAUUUUAGUUGAUGGUAAACGGUAAUAUCAAUCGCAAACGUCAUGAUUACUUCGAGAACGAUACACUAACUCAUUAUGGUCCGCGAUAAGAUUUAAUUUACAUACGUUAUGGCAUCUGGCCAGUACUCGAAUAUCAAUUUAAGAAUGAAUCAUAAACAACCAAUAGUAAUUUAAAAAAUAUAUGUUAGAUCAAUAAUAAUAAUUGGCGAAUAGAAACCGGCUUAACCAAAACUAUUAUCGUCACAACUAUUGGUAUUAGAUAUUAUAAUUAUUUUUCGGAUUCUCAUCAAGAUUUCAUGUUAGUUAGCCGUGAAAGUUUAAUCUAAAUAUAUUUAAAGAGUUAAAUUUUCUAUGGAAAUUUUUGAUAACUUUCAUAGAUUAGUGCUGUAGGAUACCUUCUAGAUUCUAGUCUACUUUACUAUUAAAUUCAAUUGGGGUAUGCGUGUCGGACUAUAGUUAUGGUAAGGAAACCCUGUUCGAUACCAGAUUUUUUUUUCCAACCUACCAAUAAUAUCGUACGAACGAAAACUGAUGACAGUGUUAGUAAUUUGAUAGGUAUACUGGCUAAACGCAUACCUUAAUACAUGAGUUCGAAGUUUCAUGUUGUGUUAAUAUUAAUAAUUAUAGCGAAGGCUUCAAAUUAUUUUAUAUAAAUCUGAAGCACACUGCGAUACUGUAAAGAGCAACGCUAUUGGAUACGGCUAAAUGACAUCUUUAUUAUUUAAAUUAAUAUUUUGACUAUUCAUUAAUUUUUGCUCAUUUAUUGGACAUUAUUCGAACACUGCCGCGUCACGGAAAUUGUAUUAAACUUUCAAAAUAUGUUUGUUGAUCUUUUUAGAAUUCAUUAUUAAAAGUUUUGUUCUUUGUA